Saccostrea cuccullata (small rock oyster) is the source of this 5421-nucleotide messenger RNA. RefSeq lists its product as uncharacterized. The record is from RefSeq and is a predicted model, not a curated record. The transcript has 2 exons. NCBI's taxonomy places the organism in Eukaryota, Metazoa, Mollusca, Bivalvia, Ostreida, Ostreidae. The coding region runs from base 1 to 5421 and encodes 1806 amino acids. Gene Ontology annotation, biological process: DNA integration. Gene Ontology annotation, molecular function: zinc ion binding; nucleic acid binding.
AUGUCAACCUCAUACUUGAAAGGACUUUGUACAAGGUACAAGAAUCUACUGCUGAAGGAAAUGAUCAAAAGUAAGACAUUUCUUUCUUCAGAAGCUGAAGAAGAGGAUUUGACAACCAGGAUAAGGCAGAUUCAAUCUUCCUUGAGACGGUUAAAUGACUUUGGUGCUAAAUUAGAAGAAUCGAUGAAAGAACUUUCCAUUGCCUUGGAAUCAAAACAAGACAAUGAGUCUGAAAUUGAAAAAUUUACAGAAGAUAGUGAGAAGUUGUUUGAAUUGCUCACAGAUGUUACAGAGCGCUCAGAAGAACUUCUACUAUUGGAAAAAAGACUGGAACAAGUGGACAUUCCAUAUAUGAAAAGUGAAGCACCAAAUGACCCACGAAUCGACCACAUGAUAGAUUUGCAGACAAAAAUGCAGGAACAACUGAUGCAUUUCCAAGAACUCCAGAUUCAGGAACUGCACAGAAAGGAGAAGAUUUGCAAAGAGACUCCAGUAGUUAAACUACCAAAGUUUGAGCUCCCUUCAUUCAACGGAGACAAGUUAAAGUGGAAAGAGUUCUGGGACUCCUUUGAAGCUUCCGUACACAAAAACACAAGGCUUUCCAAUAUUGAGAAGUUCAACUACUUGAAAAGUAAAAUGGAAGGAAAGGCACAAUCUGCUAUUUCCGGCCUCAUGCUCUCCCGUGAAAAUUAUGAUGUAGCUCUCUCCAUAUUGAAGGAACGAUUCGGAGAUGUGCAGUCUGUAAUUAACAAACAUUACGUGGACCUUAUAAACAUUAAGCCUGCACUCAAUAAUACUUCCAGUCUCCGUAGACUAUUUGAUGAUUUAGAAAAGCAUAUGCGCAGCCUAGAAGCAUUGGAACAGGACGUAAACCAGGAUGUCUUUGUUUCCAUGAUUAUAACGAAGUUACCAAAAGAAGCCAGAUUACAAUUAGAAAUACAGAAAGGAAAGAAAGAGAAGUGGACUGUGCAAAAGCUGAGAAUGUUUCUUGAUAACUACAUAGCAGCCAGAGAGUCUACAGAUAUGGAAAACCUAGCCGGUCAUGAAGAACAACCUGCUAGAAAACCCCCAUCACCUGGAAUGCUAUAUGAACAUGAAAGAAAACAUACAUCUGCGGAAGCCUUAACAACAUCAUUUAAAGAAUCUCCAAGAAGAAACAAAAUUCGAAGAAAGUAUCCCAUUUGUAUCUUCUGUGAACAAAAUCACUGGAGUGACGAAUGCCAAGAAUUCAGGACAGUUGAAGACAGAAAACAGAAGAUUAAGGGAAGAUGUUACAUUUGUCUUAGGCCAGGUCAUCUUAGCAAAGACUGCAAAGUCGACAAACCAUGUUUCCAUUGCCAUCAGACAAAGAAACAUCACCGAAGUCUCUGCAACAAGAAAAUGCUGCCUUUGAGAGAAACCUCACACUUUGUUGAAACAUCCGAACUAUGUGACUCAGAAACAGUUAACAAUGUUCGAGAAAACAGCCUACUGUCAUCAGGAAGUAUGGUCCUAAUGCAAACUGCAAAAAUUGAUGCAUCAGAUCUGAUUGGAUCGAGAUUUGAAACAAUCAGAAUUCUCAUGGACUCUGGAUCUCAAAGAACGUAUGUUACCGAGGAAUUAGCUUCAAAAUUGAAUUUGAAAAGAAAAAGAACAGAGGAAAUAUCACUUGUCACCUUUGGAUCCACGAAACCAAAAAUAGUAAAAACUCCAAAUGUAUCUUUAAGAAUUAAACUGAAGGAUGGACACUAUAUGAGAAUUGAAGCAAAUGUUGUGCCUCAAAUAACCGGACCAAUACACAGAAGACCGUUAUCACCUAACAUCAUUGAAAAGGUACAGUGCCAAUGGAAACAUCUACAGUUUGCAGAUACCUUACCAAAAACUACAGAGAAUUCAACCAUAGACAUCCUUAUUGGGAAUGACUAUUAUCUUGAUUUGGUAUCAUCAGAAAAAAUUGAAGUUGACCAUGGACUUUACUUGCUCUCAUCAAAGGUAGGAUGGAUUCUCACUGGAAGAACACAAGCUAACUUUGAGGUAUCCAGAGAUAAUUUACACCAAAUGCUGAUUGUAAAUGGAAACAAUCUAACAACGGAAUAUUGUCUUCAUUCGUCUGUCGAUGAAUGUUUGCCCUUGAAGCCAUCACUAGACGAGUACUGGAACUUGGAAACUAUUGGAAUCAAGGAUCAGCCCCAUUCAUCAGAUGAUGACAAGGCUUUAAAAAACUUGAACGACACAAUAAAACUAGUCAAUGGUAGAUAUCAAGUCACUUGGCCCUGGAAGGAUGAGCAACCUGAACUCCCAGAGAACAGAGAACUUGCUUUUGGAAGGUUGAAAUCUCUACUUCAAAAAUUAAAAAAGAACCCUGAGCUGCUUCACCAAUAUGAUGGAAUAAUUCAGGACCAGUGCAAGCAAGGCAUAAUUGAAAAGUUGACAAAGAGCAGUGAAGUGAAGAAUAGUAUCAAACACUACAUACCCCAUCAUGCUGUCAUUGAUCCAACAAAGCCUACCACAAAAGUACGGAUCGUCUAUGAUGCAUCGGCAAAGGUCAAACCAGAGUGUAACAGCCUUAACGAGUGUCUUUACAGAGGACCAGUGAUGCUAAAUGAUUUGUGUGGACUGUUGAUGAGAUUUAGAAUGAAAAGGAUUGCAAUUAUUGCUGACAUAGAAAAGGCAUUUCUACAGAUUGAAUUACAAGGAAAGGACAGAGAUGUGACAAGAUUUUUUUGGUUAAAGGAUAUUGAAACUCCAUCCACAGAGAACAAUAUUCAAGUAUAUAGAUUUACGAGAGUUCCAUUUGGAGUUAUAUCAAGCCCUUUUCUAUUAGCUGCAACUUUAGAUUACCAUCUUGGAAACUACAACACUGCAACAGCUGAAAACAUAAGAAGCAAUAUUUACGUGGAUAAUGUUAUCACUGGUGUAGAGUCCGUCUCAGAGGCUAGGAAACUAUAUACAGAUGCCAAAGAGAUCUUCAGUACCAUGUCAAUGAAUUUACGAGACUGGGCAUCUAACUCCACAGAAUUUAGCCAGUGUAUUCCUCAAGCUGAUCAAGCAAACAGAGAAACCAUAAAAAUUCUUGGUUUGUCUUGGAAACUUUCUGAGGACUCCCUAUUCAUAAACAGUCCAAAAGAUGAAACUCAUAUUCCACCUAUCACCAAGAGGAAAGUCCUUCAAAGAAUUGCUUCUGUUUUUGAUCCACUUGGAUUCUUCACCCCAGUUACUUUGAGAACAAAGUUGUUUCUACAAACAUUAUGGAACCAAAAGAAAGAGUGGGAUGAAGAACUGACCAAAGAAGACAUUCAGCGCUGGGAAAAUAUAUCCGCAGACCUGGAUGAUAUUCCCAAUUGCCCUAUUCCUCGUUUUAUAGGACUCACUGGUACAGUGACAUACAAAUUAAUGUGCUUUUGUGAUGCAUCAACUAAAGCGUACGCCUGUGCGAUCUAUUUACACCAGAGCAAAAAAGAAAGAAGUACUGUCAACCUGUUGUUUUCAAAAACUCGGUUAGUGCCACUCAAGAAAAUAACACUGCCUAGAUUGGAACUAUUGGCUGUUGUCAUUGGAGUCCGCUGCAUUAACUUUGUUGAACAACAACUGAAGUUACCUGUCACAGAAAAGAUCCUUUGGACCGAUUCCCAAUGUGUAUUACAUUGGAUAAGAAUGAAGAAACCUCUUAAAACUUUUGUGGAAAACAGAGUAAAAGAAAUCAGAAACAACAAAGAUAUCACUUUUCAAUAUGUGUCUACAAAGGAUAAUCCAGCUGAUAUUGCAAGCAGAGGAACAGCAGUUAAAACUCUUCAAGAAUUUGAACAAUGGUGGAAUGGUCCAGAAUGGUUAAUUAAAAGGAAAGACAAUUGGCCUUCAUGGAACAGUCAACAAACCUGUAAAGAAAUGCAGAGUGUCAUAGAAUCAGAAUGCAAGACUCCAAAGAUAGUUUAUGAAGCAAAACUGGUGGCUGGGGAGAGUCCUAACGGAAGAAAUAACAACUCAGAUUCUGAAUCAACUGGAUAUCCAAACAUCAUUGACUACCAAAAUUUUUCAUCAUUUAUAAACCUUACUCGAGUUUUAGCAUGGACUCUUAGGUUCAAAAAGCAUGCUCAGCUGACAGAAGGUGCAAGAUCUCCUAUCCUCCUUCCAAGAAAGAACCAUGUGACGGGACUGAUUAUUGAUUACAUCCACAAAAAAUCAUUUCAUGUUGGAGUCUCCCAAACACUGUCAUUGGUUCGUCAAGACUACUGGAUUCCGCAGGGAAGAGCAGAAGUAAAAAGAAUACUUCAUAAAUGCACAAUCUGUAAGCGGUUUGAGGGUGGUCCAUACAAGAUGCCACUGAUGCCUCCACUACCAAAGAAACGUGUGAGUGAAUCAGCACCAUUUACGUACACGGGAGUGGAUUACUUUGGACCAAUCUUCAUCAAAACAGAAACUGGCAAUAAAAAGGUAUGGGUCUGUCUAUUUACCUGCUUGGUAGUAAGGGCCAUACAUCUUGAACUCAUGCAGGACAUGUCCACAGAACAGUUUCUCCUAGGACUAAGGAGAUUUAUUGCGCGUUGGGGCAAGCCAAAACAAAUUAUCUCUGAUAAUGGUGCUCAAUUUAAACUUGCAAGCCUGGUUUUGGAUAAAAGUUGGGAAAAGGUUACGUCUGAUAAUGAUGUCCAAAGUUAUAUUGCAAAUGAAGAGAUUCAGUGGCAAUUUAUUGUGGAACUGGCACCAUGGAUGGGAGGAUUUUAUGAACGUCUGGUUGGUGUUGUCAAACGAUGCUUAAGAAAAACUAUAGGAAAACUCUGUUUAACAAAUGAGCAAAUGAGAACGAUGCUUGCAGAAGCUGAAGCAGUCGUGAAUUCGAGACCCUUAGUCUAUAUUGGAGACGAUAUUAAUUCAAACAUCACCCUUACUCCAGCGCAUUUCCUCACUUUGAAUCCAAAAAUAGGACUUCAAGAUAGUGAAAAUUUUGAUCCCAUGGACCCAGACUAUGUACCCGUUGCAAGUUCUGUAAACACUUUAUUGACAAUUUGGAAGAAAGGUCAACGACUUUUAGAUACAUUCUGGAAGACAUGGAGAGAUGAGUAUCUUUUAAGUCUAAGAGAAAGAACAUCCUAUAAAUUAAAAGGGAAAAGAAUUCAAGAUAACAGGCCGGUAAGAAUUGGUGAUGUUGUUCUCAUCAAAGAAGAUCUCCCUAGAGGAAGCUGGAAGAUUGGAAGAAUUUGCGAUUUGACAAAGAGUCAAGAUGGACAAUGCAGGUCCGGAAAGGUAAUGUUACCUAACAAAAGAACAUUAAACCGACCGUUAAAUUUACUUUAUCCUAUAGAAUGCACCGAUGAAUCUGACCAUGGUGAUAGUGAUAUGACGAAGGAAAAGCCAGCAGUUGAUGUUAUUCCUCCGUUGCCUAGAGUAAAAAGACAGGCCGCUGAAAGAGCAACAAAACUGAUGAAAGAACAAUUAAAUUCAUGA